CUGCUCUGCUGGUGCGCGCGACGAAAGGCAGCUUGACGUGCGAUCUUCUCCAAGUUGGGAGUGCGGGAUCAUCUGCGACUAAAUCUACUUUUACUGCAACGGAAAACGGUUCACAAGGUUCAUCAUGGGAAACCGGUUCAGCAGAGGGCGAGACGUCCUGGCCAGCAGUGCUGAAACUGCUGCAGCAGAAACAGCAACUGCACCACCAGCAGAGGAUUCUGGGAUCACGCAGACCACUGAAAAGCAGAAGCUGGAUGUGGGGAUUCAGGAGCAAGUGACACAAUUGGCGUGUUCCGGCACCGAACAAUUAGUGUUGAAGAGUAAAGAGGAGCAGGUUCCUGAUGCUGACCCAGAGCCUGUGGUAAAGGACGCUCCAGCUCCAGUCCAAACCGAGCCUCUGUUCUCAGACUGCCAAUCAUCAGCUCCAGAAUCGGAACCUGUUGCUGAGCCAAAACCUGUUGCUGAAGCUCAGCUUGCUCCAGAACCAGCUCAAGAGCCAAUUCCUGAACCCAAGCUUGUUCCCGAGCCUGUUCCUGAAUCCGAGCCUGUUUCCGAACAGGAACCAGUUCCUGAACCCGAGCCUGUUUCCGAACAGGAACCAGUUCCUGAACCCGAGCCAGUUCCCGAACCGGAGGCAGAAGUUGAGGCAGUCCCUGAACCGAUUUCAGAGUCGGUACCAGCUGAGGCUAUGGAGCAGAAGACGGACCUGCUUAGCCAAGAGUCUCUCCCUGAGGUAAUGAUUUGUUCAGUCCCUGACGAAAGUCCCCAACCUAUUGACAUUCCUCCAGUCACCGCCCCGGUCGAUGCAGAAGACAUGCCGGCGACCGAAGAAUGCCAAGUCAGCGCUGAGAUUUCUGUGAUUCCCACAUUCGAGGCCGAAAAGAGCGAGGAGACGUCAGCGUCUGCGGAAAACCCGACAGCGGUGGAGGCUGCAGGGGAUUUGGAGCAGCUCGUGAGUGACUUCAGCCAGGAAAAUAUUAGUGGACUGCUGCAGGACAUGGUGCUGAAAGAUAAUGAAUGACCUUAUCAGUGACCUAUGACUGAGCAGAUGUGAAACCACGGCAGAUGAUUCAUUUAAGAAGUGAAUGGAUAGUUGUUCUGUGAAACCCUCUUAACUCCUUACAUGAAUUCUGAAAGAUGCAAUGUUUUUUUUGUUUUUUUUCCUCGCUUAAGUGGCCUAAUAAAGGCAAACAUUUAAUUUCUGUCAAAAUGAACGAAAAUGUGCCAAAGGGUGUGUUGGUGGGGCUUUAGCGGCACAGGGGGUUAUGAGUGUACUUGAGUGUAUUACUGGACAACGGAGCUCUUCCUCUAUGCAAAUUCACCGAGCAUGAAUUUAAAUGAAUUUCUUUAAGAGAAAAAGAAGCCAUUGUUAUACAAUAAUGCCUUACAGGAAAAAAAGGUUGAAGGGAAGAAUUUAGAUGUUGACCGAGGACAAAGGGAAAAGCUCUGUGAGGUGGAUAGUGUGAGUGUGCAGCACUCCAUAGGUGACUGCAAAACCAUGGGCAAGGGACAGUAGCAAUGCAACCAAGAUGGAGACAGUACUAUCAGGGUACAAGUGUCUAGUAAACAUUUAUGCCUUAACAUAAUCAUCUUUGGACUUUGUAAAAUUCUGUAUCUUUCUUGUAUUCAACAGGAUUUUUUUUUUUUUAACCUAAGUAGUGACUUCUUUUGUGAAAAUAAAAAUAUUAUUCGA
This is a messenger RNA of Anarrhichthys ocellatus (wolf-eel), 1693 nucleotides long. Its product is annotated as protein TsetseEP-like. Bases 125 to 1021 code for a protein of 298 amino acids. The transcript has 2 exons. NCBI's taxonomy places the organism in Eukaryota, Metazoa, Chordata, Actinopteri, Perciformes, Anarhichadidae. The record is from RefSeq and is a predicted model, not a curated record.